GUCAUCAUCCACGUUGGGCGCCAUUCUGCCGGGGGCCGCCGCCACGGCUGGUCACUCAACCAGCGCGCGCAAGGCCGCCUCCCGGUGGGCGGUGGCUUUUUUUUUUUUCAGAAUCCAGGAGUCGCUGACGUCACCACACGACGUCACGUGACCGGCGGCCAUAUUUCUUUCAUUCUUUCCACAACCGGAGGGGAGGGGGGGCCUGCGAAGAACGAGUUUUUCCCGCGAGCGCCCGCGUGAGACGGCGGCAGGGCGUUAUUACGCGCAAAACGUGCCUCUGGGUCGUCGUCUCUCGUCCGUUGGCAGAGCGUCUGAAGCACGUCUGAAGGCCUGCAGCACACGCGGUUCGUCGUUCCCUCGGUCUACGCCUUUUUCCGCUAUGUCUGCGAACCAUAUCAGGGUGAUCAAGCCUCCCGGCGGCGAGGACAGCGACAUCUUCGGGGUGCGGUCCCCGCAGCCGUCGUCGCCCGGCGACCUGAGCCUCCAGACGCCCCGCAAGGUGAAGAACUACCAGCAGUCGUCCAUCUUCACGCCGUCCGAGGACGACCUGCCCACGACGCCCUCCAGCGGCGCCAGCACGCCCACCCGACGUCGUCUGAGCGACAACAGCCAGGAGCGCCUGUUCGGCGCCGAGGACGUGGGCACGCCCAGGCGCAUCGUGGACCGCAUGAAGUCCAACAUCUUCAGCGAGGUGGACUCGCCGGCCCCGCAGGCCCCCGUGCCAGCGUCGGCCUCCAAGAAGUUCGUGUCCCGCAACCCCAUCACUGGCGAUGUGUACAAUGUCAAGCAGAACGGUCAUGGCGGCAUGAAUGGCUACAGCAGCAAUGGAUCUACUUCACCCCUGGACUCACCCCCUAAUGGUCACGUGCAGUACCCUUCCGGAGGCAGGCCGUCGGGAAUCUUCUAAACAACGAUACUCUUCAAGAGCACUACGAAAAAAAAACUUUUUUUUUAUUGUCGAGCCUUACACUCUCGUUUUCCUAAUAUUCCUUCCUCCCUCUACCCUUCUUUCACUCACACGCACAAAGAGAAAGAGAGAGAGAGAGAUUGAAAGAGAGAGAAAGACAGGGUUAAGCCUAUCAUAGACGUUCCCUGGACCAAUUUUUUUGUACUCGCGAAUGCUGUGACCGAAAUGGCGUUUAUGAAAACGGGGCAGCGGUUUGCUGGCCCGAUCGAACCGGUAGAUAUAAGAGAGAGAAAAAUAAAACGGAGAUGGAAUCAUUUUUCGUGUUUGUCACGAACUGAAACAGAACCGUCCUAUCACCCUUGGCCUGGACCAAGUGCCUGCAACAUAAAAAAAAAGCCGAAUAUAGUCGCCUUCAAUUGUCGCUUGCAGCAUAGGAAAUGCAGAAAGUGGCAUCUUCAACGGCCCUCCCAUCGCUUGUGAGCCAAUAUAAUAUAUUAACUUUCAGCGUGAAGCAGAAGCGACCAAUCAUAGAGCCAUAUAUAAACCAAAGAUGGCCACGCCUUGUCUUUCCAGACUGUCUGAAACCGUACCAGAUAGCAGGCGUCCACAAAGAGAUGGGGCCCCGAUCAUCCUCAACCGCUCUUUUGCCAAAUGCCAGCCCAAUAAGAUAGGAGCAUUUUAAAAUUCAACCAGCCAAUCAGACGGCAGAAGAUGAACCCAAGGAUGCCGCACGUUGCCCUCAAGAACACCUGCGACCGCACCACACUGCUUACAUCAUGGGAACAUGGCCACCGAAAGCAACUCAGUUAGGCGUUGUUAGCCAAUAAAAUCUCAGCAUUUCCGAUACAAAGCAGCAGACUAUAGAACAGAGGAGGGGAUCAGAGGUGGCUAUUGCUUUUUUCCUUGACAGCCUGCAACUUCACUAUCAACGGUAGCCGCUUUUUAUGCACACCACAAAGAAAUGCAUUUGUUUUUCUCGGCUUCAGUUUUCAUGCCUGUCUUUAUUGAAACCUGAGAAUACGUUGGAUGAGGCGAAGUCUUGUUAUUUUUUGCCUUCUAUAAUAUUAAUAAUAAUAAAAAAAAUCUUAUUUUAUGUAUAUACAAACGGAGUGGUAGUGAUAGUGUGUUGUUGAUGGUGAUGACGACAAAGAAGAAUGUCAACGCGCGUGCUUUUUUUUUUUUCUCGCUAUUUUCUUUGCUUUAUUAUUUUUUUUUUUUUCAGAUGUAUCCACGAUCUGUGUGGUUGUUUUCUCAAAGUAGGUAGUAGCGGUAGAUAAGAAGAAAAAAAAAACGGUAACAGACGUCAAGCCUUAUUGUUAAAAGUGGGUCGUCUCUAUGCAGUUUUGAGGUCCUUGCCGUUCAUGUGGAUGUCGAUGUUCGGGACAUUGCAGUUCCUAUAUAUUCCGCCUUGUAUCGCCUCUUUUUUUUUUUUUUUUUUUCAUAUACUGCGCUCUGCAACUAAGAAAGCCGACCAAGAUUUUUUGUACUGUACCACGAAUUUGUAACUCGCAGUAUUUUUAAUAAAGUAUUGGAAGUGCAA
Ixodes scapularis (black-legged tick) is the source of this 2447-nucleotide messenger RNA. It is a transcript of the gene Jupiter, whose product is annotated as microtubule-associated protein Jupiter. Bases 380 to 907 code for a protein of 175 amino acids. The transcript is spliced from 4 exons. The record is from RefSeq and is a predicted model, not a curated record. Lineage: Eukaryota; Metazoa; Arthropoda; Arachnida; Ixodida; Ixodidae. Gene Ontology annotation, cellular component: nucleus.